Poeciliopsis prolifica (blackstripe livebearer) is the source of this 605-nucleotide messenger RNA. It is a transcript of the gene kncn, whose product is annotated as kinocilin. The transcript is spliced from 5 exons. The record is from RefSeq and is a predicted model, not a curated record. NCBI's taxonomy places the organism in Eukaryota, Metazoa, Chordata, Actinopteri, Cyprinodontiformes, Poeciliidae. Bases 124 to 576 code for a protein of 150 amino acids.
UGGGAGUGGCUGUUGGUGGAAGUCAGAGCCUGAGCUGAGGCAGAUUUUGGUUCCCCAGUUAUUACCUGGGCUGUAAAAGAGUGCGUGGGUGAGUGUGGCAGGUGGGGGACCUCCACCUGCUGAAUGAACCCUGUUAGCAUCGGGCAGUACCAUGGGCUACGAGUGGGCUCAGCCCUGUUUGGCAUUGUUGCCGGCUGCAUCAUCAUCGGGGUGUCCAGGGAAUGUGAUGCUGAUGCUGUGGGAGGAAUUUUCCUGGGAGCUGGAGGCCUUGGUUUGCUCAUUUCAGUCUACCCCUUCAUAAAAGCGUGGCUGAACAUCAACAACAUCCUGCCAUCUUUUGGAAACUUCAGAGUUCACCCCACUGAGGCUAAUGCUGAUCAACCAGCUGAGACACUGAGACGAGAGGGCACUCAGAGUCAACUCCAACUGGAGCGCUCAAAGAGUCGAAUGGGAACCUUUGUAGAGGGAGGACCUGCUGCUGAGCCCAAUCCAGAGGAGGGGACUUCUUCAGACAUGCCAGAUGUCUUAUCGAGAAGGAAAAUGAAACAGUCUCCCACUGCUCAAGACCUUCCGUGAUGUCAUCAUGUCACAUGACUCCACCAACA